GCAAAACACUGCAGGAUCCAGGUAGCACCGAGUUGGGGGAGGAAUUAAGGGGGCUGUGCCUCCGGUUGCGCGAAGAGUCAAAGUCAUUUCUCUAAAACCUCUGAUAGGUGGGCCUUGGAGGAAACGCCGCGGAGCACCGCAAGAUUCGGAAACGCAUUCCUGGGUGUCUGCUUGGGAGAGACAGAAGUUGGCGCUUCUGUGCGCGAAGAUGAGGAGAGGGCAGUAAACCAGCGGGAAGAGCCCCGAAGCACAGUUCCGGUGUGAGACAGAGAUGGCUGGCCGGAGGGGGUGAACACCGUGAGGGGAGACGGCUUUCCGCCCUCAUCCCGCUUAGUUCAGCCCCAGCCCCCGAGCCAGGCCUGCGGAAUGCGCCCUUAGACGCCAUGGACGGAGCCCACAGCGCGGCCCUGCACCUGCAGCAGCUCCCGCCCACCAGCAGCACCAGCCCCGCGAGCCAGGGCUCCUUCUCCUACAAGGAAAACCUGAUCGGCGCCCUGUUGGCGAUUUUCGGGCACCUCGUGGUCAGCAUUGCGCUUAACCUCCAGAAGUACUGCCACAUCCGGCUGGCGGGCUCCAAGGACCCCCGGGCCUAUUUCAAGACCAAGACAUGGUGGCUGGGCCUGUUCCUGAUGCUGCUGGGCGAGCUGGGCGUGUUUGCCUCCUACGCCUUCGCUCCGCUCUCGCUGAUCGUGCCCCUUGGCGCAGUCUCCGUGAUCGCUAGCGCCAUCAUAGGAAUCAUAUUCAUCAAAGAAAAAUGGAAACCUAAGGACUUUCUGAGGCGCUACAUCUUGUCCUUCGUUGGCUGCGGGUUGGCUGUGGUGGGCACCUACCUGCUGGUGACGUUCGCACCCAACAGUCACGAGAAGAUGACCGGCGAGAACAUCACCAGGCACCUCGUGAGCUGGCCUUUCCUCCUGUACAUGCUCGUGGAGAUCAUUCUGUUCUGCUUGCUGCUGUACUUCUACAAGGAAAAGAACGCCAACAACAUCGUCGUGAUUCUCCUCUUGGUGGCGUUACUCGGCUCGAUGACGGUGGUGACAGUGAAGGCCGUGGCCGGGAUGCUCGUCUUGUCCAUCCAGGGGAACCUGCAGCUCAACUACCCCAUCUUCUACGUGAUGCUCGUGUGCAUGGUGGCAACCGCCGUCUACCAAGCCACGUUCUUAACUCAAGCCUCACAGAUGUACGACUCCUCUCUGAUUGCCAGCGUGGGCUACAUUCUGUCCACCACCGUCGCCAUCACCGCAGGAGCGGUGUUCUACCUGGACUUCCUCGGCGAGGACGCGCUGCACAUCUGCAUGUUUGCGCUGGGGUGCCUCAUCGCAUUCUUCGGCGUCUUCUUAAUCACGCGGAACAGGAAGAAGGCCGUUCCAUUUGAGCCCUAUAUUUCCAUGGACGCCAUGCCAGGUCUGCAGAACAUGCAUGACAAGGGGAUGGCCGUCCAGCCCGACCUCAAAGCUUCUUUCUCCUACGGGGCGCUGGAAAACAACGACAACAUCUCCGAGAUCUAUGCUCCCGCCACCCUGCCCGUCAUGCAAGAAGAACACGGCUCCAGGGGCGCCUCCGGCGUUCCCUACCGAGUCCUGGAGCACACCAAGAAGGAGUGAGCCUGCCUCGAAGGGGACCUACCUCCCCUCCACUUACAGCUGCUCACGCCGUGCUGUCGGUGGUCUGGCUCCCAGUUCUAAAACUUGCCUUUCGAGUCUAAUCUUUGUAAACCGGGAACUGUGCGGAUGGGGAUCUUGAGGAGGCUUUGUCUCUGGCAGAGGAUGUUACCUUGGUCUUGGAAAUUUCAAAGGUUGGGGGGGAGGGGGGAGGACGGAAGCAGGAUUCCAGGUGGGUGGUGUGGUGUUCAGCUGCUGCCUGGUGAGCCAAGCCGGACUUGGGAAGCCUUCAUGGUCCUCGAGGUCGGUGACUGCGCUUCCCCAGUCUCGGACCAAAGGCUGCCACGUGCUCCAGAGCUAAAGCGAGGCAGGGAGCCUGUGCUUCCUCUCCAAGUCCAGGGAAAGGCUGCAGACCUCUAAAUCUAUCUAAUCUUUCCCCACCUCGAGCACAGGCCUGCCCUCUGCCCGCUCACUCGUGCUUCCGUAUUUGUGAUAACAUUUGUGUCGCCUUCGCACGGCCCAGUGGGCCAGCCGUGGGCAGGACAUCCUGUCAUUCGCCGGUAGGAAAUGCACUUCUGCCUUCCCGGCGUCUGCCCUCCCCAGUGAAAAUGUGCUUGAUGUGUUUAUCGUGGAUCUGCUCUGAAAAGUAAUUUCGUUUUGGUUCUGUGAACUGUUUGCUUGCUUUCCCUCCCUGCCCCCAAAGGAACUGGGAAGUUCAGAGAAGAACGAGAAUAGGACAGGGGCAGAGAGAUGACACUUCAGCCCGCAAGGGAGGAAGAAUCCCUUUCCAUCCUGCAGAAUGGGAUCACAUCACUUAAAAAGAAUAGCUGGGAGUUCUGGCUGUUUUACAUGGAUCUUCCUGCACACCAGUGCCCUCUGGGAAGGUUGAGGGAGCUCGUUUCAGAAACGGCGUUGCUCACCUCCCUCCAGCCUCCUCACCUCGCCUGUAGGUCAGCGAACCAAGCUGGAGUUACUGCUUAAUUUCUCUGGAGUCGGCAGAGACGGUUUGGGUCCCCAUCCCCAUGGGGAUAUAUGUCUGGGAGAUGCACGCGAUCUCUGAAGUGGAGCUACAGCCUUCUUUCUGGCUGUAAACCCUCUUCCCCUAGACCGACUGUGAGUUUUCGAGAAUGGCGGGUAAAGGUUUGCAAACCUUCAUGAGCCUCAGGAUCCCCUAGGGAGUUUCCUUAAAAUGCAGAAUCCUACACCCCAACCACAGAUACUCCCAGUGGGACUGGGGUAGGGUCCAAGAGUCUGCAUGCUUAACUAACAGCACAGGUGGUUCUGAUGCAGGUAACCCAAGGAUCACACACCUUGAAAGCCUGAUGUUUGGGAUGAUCUGCUUUAAAAUGCCCAGGGCCGACGCACUCCUACUGGAAGGUUGGAGUUACCAUUCCUUGUCUCCUUCCUGGGGUUCAUCCGGCAGGUCAUGCAGUCCCCAAAGGACCAGAGGCGUGUCUCCGUUCAUUGAUUACCACUUAGAGCUAUACUUACUGCUUCCCUCGGCCGCCUUUAACCACCGGGCAAGAUAACAGUGUUAAAAGACCAGUGUUGAUAGCUCAUUAACCUUUAUGGAUUGUGCUUAAUACUGAUUUAGUACCUUGACUUCAGAAACUGACUGUUGCCUGUGGUAACCACUUCGGUAUUGCAUCUCAGCCACUUCUGCGCUGGGUCUUACAUGCCUAGGAGAGCAGUAGGCGAUGAAGGGCCUUGUUCCCUUGAGGAUAGGUAUCAGCUCCAUGCAACAGUAUUUAUGAGGCAUUCGUUCACUGUUUGUUAAGCAUCUGGAUGGUGAGAGCAAAAAGUAAGAAUGGUUCCUGCCCUCCAGGCCAGCAACUGGGGGAGACACAAAUACCCAGGAAGGGAACCGGCAGCGAAACCAGCAGGCCAGGCCAAGUGCAAUAGUGGACCACAGAAAAUGAGUUUCGGAGGCCCUGCUAAAGGUCAGGCCCUGAGCUCAGAACGAGUGAUCCAAAAUGGAGGUGCUUUUGGUCCCAUUCAUUGAUGAGCGGCAAACCCAGCAAAGUUUGGACAAAGCAUAGAAGGUGGCAUGGUCACCCCUACACCCCCCACCCCCAGGUGGAGGAGCCAGCAUUUGCAAAGGCACAGAGGGAAAUCACAGGAAGGGCGAGCCAGGGAGGGGGUGGGAGAUGAGCCCGGAAAAAGAAGCAUAGGAAGCCACAUCUCAGAGGGCCUUGAAUGUCUGGUGAGUUUAAAAUGACCCUAGAAGGCACGGGAGUCAUUGAUGGUUCGUGAGGAAGGAAACAGCAGGGUCAACACUGAUGGGAAAGGAGGCCUUAUGCAAUGUGGGAGAAGGGUCUGAAGGGACAAUAAAUGCCCUUUUCAAGGUCAAGCAGCAGUCCUGCAGGACAGAACACAAAAGAAGAAAUAAAACCGUUUCAUUGCUGUUCGGGGGACGAUGACAUCAACUUUCCACUCACAUCCCUGAAUCCUUAUGUCCUCUCAUGGCUCCGACAUUCCCCAGCCCUUUUGAAUGUUCCAAGCAACGUUAAAUAUCACGCCUCUCAUCUAUCUCCUCGCAGCCACGAAGUUAAACUUGGGUUUAAAUUUUUCCAUUGUUCUGUGGUCUUCCUCUCUGUACCCUUCUGACCCACUUGUUUAGAGGCCGGGAUUCUGGAUUCCCUGAUCAGAGAUCAGAACCAGCUCUUCGCAGAUGGGUUCCUGCGGGUUUUGACGAGAGCUCAGCGCCCCCACUUCUGACCCCUCCCAUGAAGCUCCGGGUCUGGUGACACCAUCCCAUUAAGCUUCAGGUCAUGUGGGGGCGUUGGAUGCUGGGUAGGGGAGCGGGGACUGACAUCCCUUUACUUUUCUGAUGGGAACCAGCCGGCUUGAUGUGGUGUGUGGAUACAAGGUGUCCGUCACGGCAGUGCUGGGGAGCCUCCACCCUGCAGCCUUGUGAAUUCUAAAUCUAGUCCAACACUGGCUGAUAAGCAAAAAGAAUUUAUUGUGUGUUUCUUUGAGAAGCCGUGUAAAUGAAGUCACCUUCGAACACAUUCUAUGUGGAUGCUUAUAUUUUGUUAACUUCUUGACUUAUUGUCUUAUUGGCAUGUCUUAUUUUUCAAAAAAAAAAUGUGCGUGCUAGGUGCAAAUAAAAUUAUGAAGUGGUAUUUAAUUUUAAAACAACCCACGUGAUA
Phyllostomus hastatus (greater spear-nosed bat) is the source of this 4753-nucleotide messenger RNA. RefSeq names its product NIPA like domain containing 3 (gene NIPAL3). Bases 384 to 1604 code for a protein of 406 amino acids. The record is from RefSeq and is a predicted model, not a curated record. The transcript has 12 exons. Gene Ontology annotation, molecular function: magnesium ion transmembrane transporter activity. Gene Ontology annotation, biological process: magnesium ion transport. Gene Ontology annotation, cellular component: membrane. Lineage: Eukaryota; Metazoa; Chordata; Mammalia; Chiroptera; Phyllostomidae.